Molecule: messenger RNA, 1395 nt
Organism: Fusarium poae
Lineage: Eukaryota; Fungi; Ascomycota; Sordariomycetes; Hypocreales; Nectriaceae
Exons: 1
Coding region: 1-1395 (464 amino acids)
Molecular function (GO): FAD binding; oxidoreductase activity
Source: RefSeq, a predicted model, not a curated record
AUGUCAUCUUCAAUAUCGGGACUUGAGUCGCUCAAGUGCGACUACUCCAUCUCUGACGACAGCACUCCGAAACCAUCGCGGUGGUCGGAUACACGAAUUGAUAGACCUGCUCUGGUAAUCACCCCUAAAACAGAGAGUGAUAUCCAAGCAGCUGUUCGUAUUGCCAAGGACAAUAAACUCACUGUACUCGCUGCAGGAGGAGGACACGGGACGUUUGUCAGCGUGGACUCGUCGACGCUGUACUUGGAUCUGAAGCACUUCAAGACCAUCGAUCUGAAUAAAGAGAAAGCAAAUGUUCGAGUUGGCGGUGGUGUUGUUACGGGUGAGGUGGUGAAGAUGUUGGCGAAAGAGGGUUACUAUACUCCCGUUCCAAGCUCUGAUGCAGUCGGUUUCGUCGGAUGUGUUCUUGGUGGUGGAAAUGGUGUCCUCAGUGGUAUGCACGGAUGGAUGAUUGACAACGUCGUUUCUUUCCGAGCCAUCACUGCCAAAAGAAAUGUCGUGGAGGUCAGCUCGGAGUCGGAAGGUGAAGAGUUGGCGCUCUUCAAUGCUCUUUGUGGUGCAGGGCACGGACUGGGUGUUGUCACCGAAGUGACCGUGUCAGUCUUCCCCAUUGCGAAACUCGAUAUGGAGGAUGAUAAGAUCUGGACCAGGACUCUUGUAUUUCCUGCACCGGCUAUUGAUGUCGCUGUCAAGACAUUUCUGGACUUACGCAAGCCUCUACCUGAGAGUCACAUCACGUUGGUCUUUACGCGCAGUCCCCCAGGUACUCCAGCAGCUGGGGUUCCGAUUAUUGUUUUGGGAUAUACAUUCUUUGGCCCAGCUGAAAAAGCAGAGAAAGAAGCAGCGCUGCUUUUUCAGGAUGACAUUGUUGGAAGAGCAGUGAUGAGCAUGACGAAUUUGGUACCAUUUGCCAACAUCAACACCAAAUACGGUGUUCAUAAUUAUCACGGCGGUCACAAAGCCAUCGCGUCAUGCCGUCUAUACAAGACAAACCCGGAAGCUAUAAAGAAUACCUUCGAGAAGUGGACGACAGCAACACAACAGUAUCCUGAUGCUCAACAGAGUCCUCUCAUCAUAACCGCCUCCAACACCGACAAGAGUGUAGCCGCAGCGGGAGAUAACUUUAUCGACAGUCGCGACAGACCUCUAGUCGCGCUAGCAAUUGUAAUUGCGGAAAAAGAAGAAACGAAUCGAGCAUUUAUGGGUGUUUUGGAUGGUAUUGUUGCCGAGUUGAGGAAGAGUGAUGAAGGUGUUGGACCGAGAAGUUUUGCCAAUAAUUGGAAGUUUGAGACGGAUGCAAAUGAGAUGUUUACUGGUGAAAUGUUUGAGAGGUUAAGAGUUGUUAAGAAGGCUUGGGACGAGGAGAGUGUUUUUUGGUCACCCUAUUUUAAGUGA